CCAGCCAAGAGAACCACGGGGGAACAGCAGUAGGUAACAGUUCGGUGGGAACAUUGACCGGUGUGGUACAAUGCUGCGAUGUCAUUAUUGGGAUUCUCAUGCGCGAGUGCCAUGCAUGUACACAUCUUCACGUUCGGGAUGGAUGGUGGCGAAAUUGCGAUAGUGAUCGUAGCACGGUUUGUAUUCUUGGAUGUCGUCACGGACAGCAUUGUAUAUGUACAUUGGGAUGUUCAGUGCUCUUGUCCUUCGAGAUCAUAUAGGAACCAAUGAGCCACACAGUGACCAGAGCGAUGGAGAGGAAGAGUGCAGUGGUAAGUUCGACCUUGGAGAACGAGCCAGUAAGGUCCCCCUACGUUUAUAAUGUAUGUAGACAAGUCAUUAGUUUGAGAACGCUCUGUUUUAUCUGUCGUUGAUGACAUUGACGCUCGUGGUUUGGGAAGAAAAGAGAGAAGUGGCAAAAAGGAAAACUAAAAAGGAAAACUGCAGCACUCAGGAUUCCCAUGUAGUCCCCUACCAUGGUACUAACUAAGCGGUACUCGGCUUAACUUCG
Messenger RNA from Cantharellus anzutake, 550 nucleotides. RefSeq lists its product as uncharacterized. The record is from RefSeq and is a predicted model, not a curated record. NCBI's taxonomy places the organism in Eukaryota, Fungi, Basidiomycota, Agaricomycetes, Cantharellales, Hydnaceae. The transcript has 2 exons. The coding region runs from base 79 to 270 and encodes 63 amino acids.